CCGGCGAGGGCGAGAUGCCGUCCGGCCCGGAGCGCUUCCAGUUCGCCAUCGACCGCGGCGGCACCUUCACCGACGUCUUCGCCCGCUGCCCGGGGGGGCGCGUCCGCGUGCUGAAGCUGCUCUCCGAGGACCCGGCCAGCUACCGCGACGCGCCCACCGAGGGCAUCCGCCGCAUCCUCCAGCAGGAAUGCGGCACCCCCUUCCCGAAGGAGCGGCCCCUGGACACGGCGCGCAUCGAGUGGAUCCGGAUGGGCACCACGGUGGCCACCAACGCCUUGCUGGAGAGGAAGGGGGAGCGCCUGGCCUUGCUCAUCACCCGCGGCUUCCAGGACCUGCUCGGCAUCGGCACCCAGGCCCGGCCCAAGAUCUUCGACCUGGCUGUGUCCAUGCCAGAGGUGCUGUAUGAAGAAGUCGUGGAAGUGGACGAGCGUGUCAUCCUUUAUCAGGAAGGAUGUCGGCUCUUUGCCAACAGCCAGCCAGUCACAGGGGUGACGGGUGACUCCUUGGUGGUGCAGCGACCUGUGGACCUGGAAGCCCUGCGGGGGCCGCUGAAGGGGCUGUUGGCCAAGGGGAUCCACAGCCUGGCCGUGGUACUUCUGCACUCCUACGCGUGGCCGAACCACGAGCAGCAGGUGGGAGCCCUGGCCCGGGAAAUGGGCUUCCGGCAGGUGUCGCUCUCCUCCGAGGUGAUGGCGAUGGUGCGGGCUGUGCCCCGGGGCUACACAGCGUGUGCGGACGCCUACCUCACCCCUUGCAUCGGCCGCUACCUGGAGGGGUUUCGGGCCGGCUUUGCUUCCCAGCUCCAGGGCGUGCCUGUCCUGUUCAUGCGUUCCGACGGCGGCCUCACCCCCAUGGAGGCCUUCAGUGGCUCUCGCGCCAUCCUGUCGGGCCCCGCCGGUGGAGUUGUGGGCUACGCGGUCACCACCUACCGCCAGGAGGGUGGGCAGCCCGUCAUCGGCUUCGACAUGGGCGGCACCUCCACGGAUGUGAGCCGCUACGCGGGGGAGUACGAGCAUGUCUUUGAGGCCACCACGGCCGGCAUCAGCAUCCAGGCGCCACAGCUGGACAUCAACACCGUGGCUGCGGGGGGCGGCUCGCAGCUCUUCUUCAGGUCUGGGCUCUUUGUGGUUGGCCCCGAGUCGGCUGGGGCCCACCCUGGCCCCACGUGCUACCGGAAAGGAGGGCCCCUGACCGUGACGGAUGCCAACCUGUGCCUGGGCCGCCUCCUGCCCGAGUAUUUCCCCCGCAUCUUUGGGCCCCACGAGGACCAGCCGCUCUCCCGAGAGUCCGCCCUGCGGGCCUUUCGAGAGCUUACCGCCAGCAUCAACGCCUACCUGGGGCCCAGCUCGGCCCUCGGCGUGGAGGAGGUGGCCAUGGGCUUCAUCCGGGUGGCCAACGAAGCCAUGUGCCGGCCGAUCCGGGCCUUGACCCAGGCACGGGGCCACGACACGUCGCGUCACAUCCUGGCCUGUUUUGGCGGUGCCGGCGGGCAGCACGCCUGUGCCAUCGCUCGGACCCUGGGCAUGAGCAAAGUCUUCAUCCACAAGUACAGCGGGAUCCUGUCGGCCUACGGGCUGGCUCUAGCCGACGUGGUGCAUGAAGCCCAGGAGCCCUGCGCCCUGCCCUAUGCCCCGGGGGCCUACGCCCGGCUGGACGAGCGCGUGGCAGCCCUGGAGCAGGAGUGCGUCCGGGCUCUGGAGGCCCAGGGAUUCUCCAGAGCCCAGAUCAUCACGGAGGCCUUCCUCCACCUGCGUUACGAGCGGACGGACUGCGCGCUGAUGUGCUCGGCUAAGGGCUACCCGGCCACGCCCGCCUCCUGCCGCACCGGCGACUUCGGGGCUUCCUUCGCUGCCCGAUACCUGCAGGAGUUUGGCUUCACCAUCCCCAGCCGGGCCGUCCUGGUGGAUGACGUCCGGGUGAGGGGCACGGCCACGACCGGGCUGGGCCAGGAGGAGGCGGUCGCUGCCAGCAAAGGGGCCGCCCGCGUGGAGAAGGUGACUUCCUGCUAUUUCGAGGGGGGCUACCAGGAGACCCGCGUCUACCUGCUGGAGGACCUCUCCUGGGGCCACUGCAUCCCCGGGCCCAGCAUCCUGAUCGACCCAAACAGCACCAUCCUGGUGGAGCCGGGCUGCACAGCGGCCGUGACCCGCCUCGGCGACAUCUGCAUCACGGUGGGCUCUGGGGCGGUCCGUCCCGUCGGCCCCCAGCGAGACCCCGUCCAGCUCUCCAUCUUCUCCCACCGCUUCAUGAGCAUCGCAGAGCAGAUGGGACGCAUCCUGCAGCGCACGGCCAUCUCCACCAACAUCAAGGAGAGGCUGGACUUCUCCUGCGCCCUCUUCGGGCCGGACGGGGGGCUGGUGUCCAACGCCCCCCACAUCCCGGUCCAUCUGGGCGCCAUGCAAGAGACCGUGCAGUUCCAGAUCCAGAACCUGGGCUCCGACCUCCGUGAGGGGGACGUGAUCCUGAGCAACCACCCGUGUGCCGGCGGCAGCCACCUGCCUGAUCUGACGGUCAUCACCCCGGUGUUCUGGCCGGGGGAGCCGAGGCCCGUGUUCUUCGUGGCCAGCCGGGGGCACCACGCUGACAUUGGGGGCAUCACGCCGGGCUCGAUGCCCCCGCACUCCCACUCCUUGCAGGAAGAGGGCGCCGUCUUCAUUUCCUUCAAGCUAGUCAAGGACGGAGUCUUCCAAGAGGAGGAGGUCACGCAGGCCCUGAUGGCUCCAGGGCAGACCCCGGGCAGUAGCGGCACCCGCAGUCUCCACGACAACCUCUCUGACCUGUGUGCUCAGGUGGCAGCCAAUCAGAAGGGAAUCCAGCUGGUGAAUGAGCUGAUUGGCCACUAUGGGCUGGAGGUGGUGCAGGCAUACAUGGCUCACAUCCAGGCCAACGCGGAAGUGGCCGUGCAGGAAAUGCUGCGGGACUUCGCCCGGCGCCGGGGAGAGCCAGGGCGCCCCCUGCUGGUGGAGGCAGAGGACUUCAUGGACGACGGCUCCCCCAUCCGGCUGAAAGUGGCCGUUGACCCCCAGGAGGGGGGGGCUGCUGGGAGCAGGGGGUGGGGCUUCUUGCAUGUGCCCGCCCCCUGGGCUCUUUACUGCCGGAGCUCCGCUCCUGUGCGCUCCUGCAGGAAAUGACCCCUGCCCUUCCCUGUCCUGAAGGGCUGCCUGGCUCCAGUGAGGUCCGUCGUCCCCAAGGGCUCCAUCCUGGAUCCAUCCCUGGACGCUGCUGUCGUGGGGGGCAACGUGCUGACCUCCCAGCGGGUGGUCGACGUGAUCUUCCGGGCCUUUGGGGCAUGCGCGGCGUCUCAGGGCUGCAUGAACAACGUCACCUUUGGCAACGAGCAUGUGAGCUACUACGAGACAGUGGCUGGGGGGGCUGGGGCAGGGCCCGGCUGGCACGGCAGGAGUGGCGUCCACACCCACAUGACCAACACGCGCAUCACGGACCCAGAAAUCCUGGAGAAACGGUAUCCGGUGAUCUUGAAGUGCUUUGAGGUGGCCCGAGGCACGGGGGGUGCCGGGCAGUUCCGAGGGGGGUGCGGGGUCCGGCGGGAGCUGCAGUUCCGGGAGCAGAUGGUCCUGUCAGUGCUGAGCGAGCGGCGGGCGUUCCGGCCCUAUGGCCUGCAAGGGGGGGAGUCCGGCUCCCCUGGGCUGAACCUGCUGAUUCGACGUGAUGGCCGGACCCUCAACCUGGGGGGCAAGACGUCCGUGGCUGUGUUUCCGGGGGACACCUUCCGCCUGCAGACCCCCGGAGGAGGGGGCUUCGGACCACCCACUGAGCCUGCGCCAGCCGAGAUGGGGCCGGGGACGCCCGCCAGGGGCAGGCCCUUUGCAGAGAGAGGCAGCGUCUGUGACUAUCGCCUGGCCCAGGAGACGGCGUGAAGACUGGCACUGGGGGCCCCCUCAGCUCUUGAGGGCAACGGUGUUGGG
Molecule: messenger RNA, 3926 nt
Organism: Gekko japonicus
Lineage: Eukaryota; Metazoa; Chordata; Lepidosauria; Squamata; Gekkonidae
Gene: OPLAH
Product: 5-oxoprolinase (ATP-hydrolysing)
Exons: 26
Biological process (GO): glutathione metabolic process
Cellular component (GO): cytosol
Molecular function (GO): 5-oxoprolinase (ATP-hydrolyzing) activity
Source: RefSeq, a predicted model, not a curated record